This is a messenger RNA of Brassica oleracea var. oleracea, 1737 nucleotides long. RefSeq lists its product as uncharacterized. The transcript has 8 exons. Lineage: Eukaryota; Viridiplantae; Streptophyta; Magnoliopsida; Brassicales; Brassicaceae. The coding region runs from base 1 to 1737 and encodes 578 amino acids. The record is from RefSeq and is a predicted model, not a curated record.
AUGGGACCAAAGUUAGAUGAACUGAAGGCAGCAUUAGCGUUCUGUCCGCUUUGGAGUUUUGAAAAGCGCAAGUGGUUGGGGCUGCAACUUCUUCAAGCCAUGGGAGUCUAUUGUUUGCAUCACAAUUCAAGAAUACCCUUUCAAAGUGCAAUAAGGGUAUUCGACGAUGAAGCCAUGAGGUCGUAUCCAUGGGGUCGGACUGCAUACGAAGUUCUAAUUGGCUCUAUUAAAACGUUAGCUCCAGAUGGAGGUUCAUACACAAUAAGCGGCAUGAAGGACGCAUUAUUGAUUUGGGCUUAUGAAUCUGUCACAUGCUUCGGUGAGAGUUUUUGGAGAGUGAUCAAUAACGAAGACGUUCCACUUUUGCGAUGGGGUGGACAGCGUACACGUGCAAGCUUUGAUAAAUUGUUGUAUGCUGAAAUCGAAAAGCAUGGCGAGUUAAGGUGCUGUGAUGGAGAAUGGUUUUCAAGGACUCAAUUGAAGAGAUGUUUCCUAUUUGGCCGGGGGAAUGCAAAGGGGAAGGGGAAUGAAAAGAAUAGAAUGAAGGGUGGAGUUUCGUCAGAAGCAGAGCCACCCACUAAGAAGCAAAAGAAAGUCAAGACACGGAAUGAAUCUGAAGCUGAUGCAGUGGGAAAGGGUUCUAGCGAGAAGGAAGGUAGCAAAGAGUUGGAGUUGGAGAACAAAGCGACUCUAACGACCAUUGUGAAUAACUCUUUAUCGAUGGCAUCACCGGUGGUUCAAACGCUUCAGAAGUCUGUCAAUAGUCCAGCUUUAGUAGCUGCGACUCCUGAUAAGGAGUUUGGACCGAAAAAGAAUUUGGCCAAGGAGCUUGAAAAGGAAUCAGGGGCGCGUAUUGUUAAGGGUGAGGAAGCCGAUGAGAAGAAAAAAGCAGCGCAUGCAGAUGCUGCGUUAAAGAGGAAGGAGAAGGCUGAGGCUAAGAAAAAAACUACUGAGGAUAAGAAAAAAGGGGCUGCUGAGUCAAAGUACAAAAAGGUGACUCCACCGCGUGACGGUGUAACAAGAUGCAAGGUACAACCUGAUGUAGAGGACAGUUCAUUGGCUGAUAUAACUGACGAAGUUGUUGCAGAACAGAACGAAUUCGCGCCGGAGUCUGAUGUCGAGAAUUCUGAAGUGGUUAGAUCUGCCAUAAUUAAGGACUACCGGGAGAAAAAUGUUCGGUUAACUCCAAAAGGGUUGUCGAUGACGGCAGUUUCUUCAUCAUUACUUUUUCCGAACGUAGGACAUGGAAUAACGACGUGCAUGAGGAAGAAUGUUACUCCUUCAUCAGCAAUAUAUGACCCUCUAGCACCUGUUGAUCUGGCGCGAUUGGAAAAACUGAUGCAACACAUUAAGGGAAUUCCACCCACACCACCAGCACCAGCAGAUAAACCAGCAAAUCAAAAUGUCUUCUUCAUCCUGCGUUUCAGAAAAUUCUCACAGACUCCGUUUGAACGCGGAAAGAGGAACGCCGAAACAGUGUUGAGACAUUUAUUCAAAUGGGCGGAUGAGUGUUUGGUUGAAGAGGUUGAGGAUAUUAAUUCACUGAUAAGUGGCAUGAACAAAGACAUCUCGGAAUUUAGACUUAGCGUUGCUCGGUUCGAGAAAGAGAUUGAAAUAUUGAAAACGACAUCUGAGGGAAAAGGAGAAGAAUGUAUGAGUCAGGGUCGGUGUUUGAGGAAUGUGUUUGUUUGUGGGGUUGGAAUGUCGUUACUUUGCUACUACUACUACUUUGUUUAG